Molecule: messenger RNA, 6635 nt
Organism: Chlorocebus sabaeus (green monkey)
Lineage: Eukaryota; Metazoa; Chordata; Mammalia; Primates; Cercopithecidae
Gene: ZNF383
Product: zinc finger protein 383
Biological process (GO): regulation of transcription by RNA polymerase II
Cellular component (GO): transcription regulator complex; chromatin; PcG protein complex
Molecular function (GO): RNA polymerase II cis-regulatory region sequence-specific DNA binding; DNA-binding transcription factor activity, RNA polymerase II-specific
Source: RefSeq, a predicted model, not a curated record
UUUUAAAAAUGUUCUAUAUCCUGAUUAUGAUGGUGGUGACAAGGAUUUAAACAUUUGUUGAAACUUAUCAAACGUUUCACUUAAAAUGAGGGCAUUUUAUUGUAUCUAAAUUAUGCUUCAGUAAAGUUGAUUUUUAAAAGACAUGCACACAAAUAUAAUUUACAAAUCAUAUCAUUAGCUCGUUUAUGGUGUACCAUUCAGUCAUUCUUAGAGUAUUGAGUUGUGCAAACAUCAUUAUCUAAUUCAAGAAGCUUUGCAUUACCCCAAAAAGGAACCCUUUAGCUAUUACCACUCACAGUUCCCCUAAUCCUGCUAGUCCUAAAAAACUCUUACUCCUUUUCCGUAGAUUUGCCUAUUUUAAAUAUUUCAUAUAAAUGCAAUCAUACAGUAUGUGGCUCAUCCACGGACGAAGGCAAAAAUGACGAUUUAAACAGUCUAGCAUUCUCAGUGAGGGUUAUAACGCCUAGUAGAGUGGAUCCUGGGUGCGCUCUGCAUUGUGGGUCGGCUUGGGGCAGAAAGUCAUUUAAGGGACCUCCUUCCACUUGCCGCAGCGCCUCACCCCUUCCGGCUCUAGACUACAGUUCCCAGAAAUCCUUGCGGCUCUAACCAACUUCUGGCCCGAAGCUGGCAACCUUUUUCUGUUUCUCAAGGAACUCUCUGGGGUUGGCCGGUACCAUGGAGGAAGAUUGUCUUCAGGGUGCAGGGCCAGCGUCCUAUGGCAGUUUCACUCUGAGCCUGUGUCUGGAUCACGGAGACGCAGAGUAGCCGUUCGGAGUGGGGAGCAGGGAUGUCCCGGAACUGUGCAGCAGUAGGAACCCGAAGGACCGGGCGCCAUCUUCUCUGCGCGGUCCUACUCCGGACUGUAUUUCCCAGAGGUCCCCGCGAGUCCAAGGCAGCCGUUUCAUUUGCCUGCUGGACCCUCGGCCUCAAGGGUAGGGGAAGUGCGCGUUGAGCGGCCUGGGUCUUGCGGGCUCGGCUGGGGCCCGCAGAUAGUAGCUGUAGAUCCAGAAUGACCUCUGAUCUGCUCAGUCUGAGCCACAAGAAAGGCCUGGCAUCUCAUGAUUCCUUUCUUCUUCAGCUCUGCUGUUCUCAGAGAGUUACCCAGAGGAAGAAUGACUGUUGACCAAACCAAAUACAAGGAGAACAGCCUCAAGGAAGACUAACCGUCUGCAGUACUGGAAGCCAUGGCUGAGGGAUCAGUGAUGUUCAGUGAUGUGUCCAUAGACUUCUCUCAGGAGGAGUGGGACUGCCUGGACCCUGUUCAGAGGGACUUAUACAGAGAUGUGAUGUUGGAGAACUACAGCAAUCUGGUUUCAAUGGGACUUUACACUCCUAAGCCUCAAGUGAUCUCCUUAUUGGAACAAGGGAAAGAGCCCUGGAUGGUUGGCAGAGAGCUUACAAGAGGCCUGUGUUCAGAUCUGGAAUCGAUGUGUGAAACCAAGUUAUUAUCUCUAAAGAAGGAAGUUUAUGAAAUAGAAUUAUGCCAGAGGGAGAUAAUGGGACUUACAAAGCAUGGCCUUGAGUACUCCAGUUUUGGAGAUGUUUUGGAAUAUAGAAGCCGCCUUGCAAAACAACUGGGAUAUCCAAAUGGGCAUUUCAGUCAAGAAAUAUUCACUCCUGAAUACAUGCCCACAUUUAUUCAACAGACAUUCCUUACUCUCCAGCAAAUAAUGAAUAAUGAAGACAGACCCUUUGAAUGUAAGAAAUGUGGAAAGGCCUUUAGUCAGAACUCACAAUUUAUUCAACAUCAGAGAAUUCAUAUUGGUGAAAAAUCUUAUGAAUGCAAAGAGUGUGGGAAAUUCUUUAGUUGUGGUUCACAUGUUACUCGGCAUCUGAAAAUUCAUACUGGCGAAAAACCCUUUGAAUGUAAGGAGUGUGGAAAGGCCUUCAGUUGUAGCUCAUACCUUUCUCAACAUCAGAGAAUCCAUACCGGUAAGAAACCCUAUGAAUGUAAGGAAUGUGGAAAGGCCUUUAGUUAUUGCUCAAAUCUUAUUGACCAUCAGCGAAUUCACACUGGUGAAAAGCCUUAUGCAUGUAAGGUAUGUGGGAAAGCCUUUACUAAAAGCUCACAACUUUUUCAGCAUGUGCGAAUUCAUACAGGUGAGAAACCCUAUGAAUGUAAGGAAUGUGGCAAAGCCUUUACCCAGAGCUCAAAGCUUGUUCAACAUCAGAGAAUUCAUACUGGUGAGAAACCCUAUGAGUGCAAGGAAUGUGGCAAAGCCUUUAGUAGUGGCUCAGCACUUACUAAUCAUCAGAGAAUUCACACUGGUGAGAAACCCUAUGAUUGUAAGGAAUGCGGAAAGGCUUUUACUCAGAGCUCACAGCUUCGUCAACAUCAGAGAAUUCACGCUGGUGAGAAACCCUUUGAAUGUCUUGAAUGUGGGAAGGCCUUUACUCAGAACUCACAACUUUUCCAGCAUCAGAGAAUUCAUACAGAUGAAAAACCAUAUGAAUGUAAUGAAUGCGGAAAGGCCUUUAAUAAAUGCUCAAACCUUACUCGACAUCUGAGAAUUCACACUGGUGAAAAGCCCUAUAACUGUAAGGAAUGUGGGAAGGCAUUUAGUAGUGGCUCGGAUCUCAUUCGUCAUCAGGGAAUUCAUACUAAUGAAUAAUAAAAAUUAAAGCCCCUGUCACCUUCCUCAUUUUUUAAACCAAAAAUCAUGUCUGAUAGUUACCCUCUUCCACAGUUUUUUUAAAACUUUGUAUUUAAAUUUUGUAUCCAAUGUAUUCACUCCAGGUUAUAAAUUCGGAGUCUAAAUUGACAUUCCCUCUCUCCUCCAGUCACAUACCAAUGCCAGCUGUUCUGUAAUUCUUUGGUUCAUUGUUUUGUUCUACUUUCUUGAUGACACAUUAUACUCUUGUUUAUAUUUGCUUGUGUUUUUAGGGCAAUCUUUUCUGAUCCGUGUAUUUGUGUUUGCACCAGUAUCACACCAUUUGAAUUGUGUGACCUUUAAUAUUUUUAAAUUCCUUGUGGAGGUUUAACUUUUUGAAGUCGGUGUUAAUCAUUUUGUUUUAUUUUAUUAUUAUUAUGUAUAUUUUUUGAGACGGAGUUUCACUCUGUUGCCCAGGCUGGAGUACAGUGGCGCAAUCUUGGCUCACUACAACCUCCGCCUCCCGGCUUCAAGGAAUUCUCCUGCCUCAGCCUCCUGAGUAGCCAGGAUCACACACAGGCGUGUGCCACCACGUCCUGCUAAUUUUGUAUUUUUAGUAGGGAUGGGGUUUCUCCAUGUUGGUCAGGAUAGUCUCGAACUCCUGACCUCAGGUGAUCCACCUGCCUUGGCCUCCCAAAGUGCCGGGAUUACAGGCGUGUGCAAUUGCACCCGGCUUUAUUCCUUUUUUAUUGAGACGGAGUUUCGCUCUUGUUGCCUAGGCUGGAGUGCAAUGGUGCAAUCUCGGCUCAUCACAACCUUCGCCUCCCAGGUUCAAGUGAUUCUUCUGCCUCAGCCUUUCAAGUAGUUGGAAUUACAGGCAUGUGUCACAACACCCAGCUAAUUUUUUGUAUUUUUAGUAGAGACGGGGUUUCAUCAUGUUAGCCGGGAUGGUCUCCAUCUCUCGACCUCAGGUGAUCCACCCGCCUCGGCCUCCGAAAGUGCUGGGAUUACAGGCGUGAGCCACUGCGGCUGGCCUUUUUAUUUUACAAAUUUACAUUUUUAAUUGUCAAACCAAAAUCACAAAACAAAAACUUGCUAAAAAGCCAAACUUAAUUGUAAUCAUACUUAUAGAUGGCUACUUUCAGUUUGGUAGAGAAAAUCAUGCUAUACUCUGCUUUUUUAAGGAAGUGUAAUUAUGAUAUGCAUGCCGUACCUUUCACUGCUUUUAUCAUGCCAAAGAUUUCAUGAGUGCCAUUUCAGUAAAUAUGGAUUUUUAUUAUUUUCAUGACAUAUUUAAUGACUUUAAAAUGACUAUUCCCGUUAUGGUUGCCUCUGAAUUUUUGCAGCUAUAAAAGCUGACCUCGGCUGGGUGCAGUGGCUCAUGCCUGUAAUCCCAGCACUUUGGAAGGCCGAGGUGGGCAGAUCACAAGGUCUGAAGAUUGACGCCAUCCUGGCUAACACAGUGAAACCCCGUCUCUACUAAAAAUACAAAAAAUUAGCUGGGCAUGGUGGCAUGCGCCUGUAAUCCCAGCUACUUGGGAGGCUGAGACAGGAGAAUCGCUUGAACCUGGGAGGCGGAGGUUGCAGUGAGCUGAGAUGGUGCCUCUGCAGUCCAGCCUGGAGGACAGAGUGAGAUUCUGUCUCAAAAAAAAAAAAAAGAGGUGACCUCAUUGGAUACUCAUUUUUACUUUUAAAACAUUUAUUUUAAUUGCUAAAAUUAUCCACAUUUUCUCCUUGUGAGCUUGUUUUGUUCCUUUACAUCAAUCCUAAUCCCAAUGCCAUACUAGAAAGCAACACUUAUGAAAGUGUUGUUUAUCAAUCCAGGUAUUAAUUUUUUUGUUGUUUUUUUUUCUUCUCUUUUUUUUUUUUUUUUUUUUUUUUUUUGAGACAGUGUCUCACUCUGUUGCCCAGGCUGGAGUGCAGUGGCAUGAUCUCGGCUCACCACAACUGCUGCCUCCCGGGUUCAAGUGAUUCUCCUGCCUCAGCCUCCCUAGUAGCUGAGACUACAGGCACAUACAACCAUGCCUGGCUAAUUUUUGUAAUUUUAGUAGAGACAGGGUUUCACUAUGUUGGCCAGGUUGGUCUCAAACUCCUGACCUUGUGAUACACCCGCCUCGGCCUCCCAAAGUUCUGGGAUUAUAGGCAUGAGCCACCAUGCCCGGACAAUUAUGUUUUCUUAAAGAUAUUAGUGGUGUUUUGUUUUUUGAGACGGAGUCUCACUCUGUUGCCCAGGCUGGAGGGCGGUGGCGCAAUCUCAGCUCACUGCAACCUCCGCCUCCCAAGUUCAAGUGAGUCUUCUGCCUCAGCCUCCUGAGUAGCUGGGAUUACAGGCGUGUGCCACCAUGCGCAGCUAAUUUUUGUAUUAUUAGUAGAGACAGGGUUUCACCAUAUUGACCAGGCUGCUCUCGAACUCCUGACCUCAUGAUCCUCCCGCCUUGGCUUCCCAAAGUGCUGGGAUUACAGGCGUGAGCCACUGCGCCUGGCCAUUAGUGGUGUUUUAAAAAAUUAUGUCUGGGUAUAUAUAAUCAGGCUGUAUGUAUUGGAUUGCUGUGAAGAGUCAUUGAAUUAAUAAAUGUAAAGUGCCUCAAACUGUUAUCACAUAAUAUAGGUUUAGUAAAAGUUUUCCACUAUUAUCAGUGAUAUAUUCAUUAUUGUAAGUAUCUUCAUUAGGAUUUAUGGAAAGGAUUUUAACCAUGUUGUUUACCUUUGGGAAAUUUAUAAUUCAUGGUGGAAAAAGACAAACACUUGUAAUGAGUAUAACGAAGACUUUCCCCAUCAUUAUUAUUUAGCAUGGAAUUUUAAAAGGAAGAGAAAAAGUAUGUGUGCAUAGUCUUUGCUCAGACUUCAUCUUUUAUGCUACAUAAAGAAUACCAGUCUGAGGCCGGGCACGGUGGCUCACACCUGUAAUCCUAGCACUUUGGGAGGCCAAGGUGGGUGGAUCACUUGAGGUCAGGAGUUUGAGACCAGCCUGGCCAACAUGGUGAAACCCCGUCUCUACUAGAAAUACAAAAAAAAAUUAGCCAGGCAUGGUGUUGCACACCUGUAAUCCUAGCUACUCAGCAGGCUGAGGUGGGAGGAUUGCUCGAACCUGGUAGUUAGAGGUUACAGUGAGCUGAGAUUGCGCCACUGCACACUCCAGACUGGGUGACCGAGCGAGACUGUGUCUCAAAAUACAUAAAUAAAAGCAUACCAAUCUGAAACCCUGUAAAUAUGAUGAGUAGUAGAAAGCACAGCUGUCAAUAAAGCAGGAAGAGAUUAUAACAUUUUUUCUAAUAUUUCCCCCCAAAACGCAGAAAACAUACUGGCCACAUUAUUUGACCAGAAGAAGCAGUACAAUAGGAUAGCCAUCAAAUAUCUGAUUAUUAAUUCAAUAUUCCCUCUUAAUUAACAUGGACUAAGGAAUAAAUCCCUAAAAUAUACAUUAUUUAAAUGUACACGAAAAUGAAAACAAUUGAAAAACCUGCGAGUGGCAGUAAAAGUUGUAUUUGAAGUUUUAUAACCUAAUGUUCAUGCAUAUAUUGUAUUCUAGGAAGAAUAAAUAAAAUAUAGAACCCAAGAAACUAAAACAAGCUGAAAUGAAUUGUGGGAGGAAGGAGGUAGUAUUAUUUUAAAAGGCAGAAAUAAUUGAAAGAAAAAAACUGGAUCUAAAUCCAAAAUUUGAUAUUUGAUGGAAGAGAAAAAAAAGGAGACAAACUUUAGUGAUUCCAGAGGUGAAAGAAGGAUGACAAACAAUAUUGUAUAUGAGAAAUUGAAAUGACUAUAUAUUUAAACUUAAAAGAGCUGUAUCAUUUGGGGUAAUGAAAAUGUGGAAUGGGUAAAGAUUGUACAAUUUUGUUUACUACAGGUCACUCAACUAUACACUUUAAAAGGGUGAAUAUUAUGCUGUGUGAAUUUGAUAUCAAUUUAAAAACUUAAGGCUGGGUGCAGUGGCUCAUGCCUGUAAUUCCACCACUUUGGGAGACUGAGGUAGGAGAAUGACUUGAGGCCAGGAGUUCAAGACCAGUCUAGGUAACAUAGUGAGACCCCCCCUCCCCUCAUCUCUAC